Dictyostelium discoideum AX4 is the source of this 1110-nucleotide messenger RNA. RefSeq lists its product as hypothetical. NCBI's taxonomy places the organism in Eukaryota, Evosea, Eumycetozoa, Dictyosteliales, Dictyosteliaceae. Gene Ontology annotation, biological process: allantoin catabolic process. The coding region runs from base 1 to 1110 and encodes 369 amino acids. The transcript is spliced from 2 exons. The record is from RefSeq and is a predicted model, not a curated record. Gene Ontology annotation, molecular function: allantoicase activity.
AUGGUUUAUGCAAAUAAUAAUAUUGAUCCAAAUGCACCAUGCUAUGUAUCUGAGUGUGCCGAACUUUUAUCAGAUAAAGUAGGUGGUGUUGUUCUUGGUUGUACUGACCAAUGGUUUGCUGAAUGUGUAAACCUCAUUAAACACUCAGCUCCAGUUUGGGAUGCUGAAAAAUAUGUUGAUACAGGUAAAUGGAUGGAUGGUUGGGAAACAAAAAGACAUAAUCCAGAUCAUGAUUGGUGUAUUAUUAAAUUAGGUAUUCCAGGUGUAAUUUAUGGAUUUGAAAUUGAUACAGCCUAUUUUACAGGUAAUUAUCCACCACAUGCAUCAAUUGAAGCACUUUGUGAUGAUAGUGAUCCAAAUUUCAACACAUUGAAAGAAUCAAAUAAUUGGGAAGUAAUUUUAAACAAAUCCGAUCUUGGCUCAUCAUGUAAAAAGUAUUUUGAGUGUAAAGUUGAAAAACGUUUCACUCAUAUUAAAUUUAGAAUUUAUCCAGAUGGUGGUGUUGCAAGAUUACGUGCCUACGGUAGGGUUGUUAAGGAUUGGACAUUAGUGAUUCCAGGUGAAUUGGUUGAUUUGGCUGCCAUUGAAAAUGGAGGUUUAGUAACUCAAGUAAGUGACCAUUUCUAUGGCAAUAAAAACAAUAUCAUCAUGCCAGGUCGUUCAGUGAACAUGGGUGAUGGUUGGGAAACCAAGAGAAGAAGAGGUCCAGGAAAUGAUUGGUUAACUGUAAAAUUAGCAAAAGAAGGUAUUGUCAAAAGAAUUGAAGUCGACACCAAUUGGUUCAAAGGCAAUUUCCCAACAUCUUGUUCAAUCGAUGCCAUUCAUUCAAGUUCUGCUCCAGAUGAAACUCAUCUUCAAGAUUAUGAAUGGACAAAUAUUCUUCCAAACUCUCCAUUAUGUGGCCAUCGUCGUCAUUUCUUCCAAAAUGAAUUGGUAAACAAUGAUAAACCUUUCACUCAUAUUCGUUUAAAUAUUUUCCCAGAUGGUGGUGUUAGUAGAUUAAGAAUUAAUUGUUCAUUACCAGAUUCAAAAAAUAAUAAUAAUAAUAAUAAUAAUAAUAAUAAUAAUAAUACCAGUAAUAGUUUUAAAACCUCAGAUAGACAACAAUAA